Messenger RNA from Vicia villosa (hairy vetch), 826 nucleotides. Its product is annotated as ubiquitin-conjugating enzyme E2 28. The transcript has 5 exons. Gene Ontology annotation, cellular component: nucleus. Gene Ontology annotation, molecular function: ubiquitin conjugating enzyme activity. The record is from RefSeq and is a predicted model, not a curated record. NCBI's taxonomy places the organism in Eukaryota, Viridiplantae, Streptophyta, Magnoliopsida, Fabales, Fabaceae. The coding region runs from base 167 to 613 and encodes 148 amino acids. Gene Ontology annotation, biological process: protein polyubiquitination.
AGCGUCACAACGUUCAUCUUACGCUAACAUUCAAUUCAAUACCAUCUAUUUCCUUUCCGAUUUUUUCUAAAAUCUCUCAUUUUCUCAUUUCCCUUCUUCUUCUUCUUCAACCCUCAUUCUCAAUCAUUCGUUCUUCUUCCACGCUUCUGACUCAGUUUCGGUUAUCAUGGCUUCGAAACGUAUCUUGAAGGAGCUCAAGGAUUUGCAGAAGGAUCCUCCAACAUCAUGCAGUGCAGGUCCUGUGGCUGAAGACAUGUUUCACUGGCAAGCCACGAUCAUGGGACCGUCUGAUAGUCCGUAUACGGGCGGUGUUUUCCUUGUUUCGAUACAUUUUCCUCCUGACUAUCCUUUCAAGCCACCAAAGGUUGCUUUUAGGACCAAGGUAUUCCACCCAAACAUCAACAGCAAUGGUAGCAUAUGUCUCGACAUUCUCAAAGAACAAUGGAGUCCAGCACUAACCAUUUCCAAGGUUCUUUUGUCAAUUUGCUCAUUGUUGACGGACCCCAACCCUGACGAUCCACUUGUGCCUGAAAUUGCACACAUGUACAAGACGGACAGGGCCAAGUAUGAGGCCACAGCCCGCAGCUGGACACAGAAGUAUGCCAUGGGAUGAUCAUGCAUGUCCGAGCUGUUCAAUUAAAACAGCAAUGUCAUAAUUUUAUGUAAAAGAGCUACAGAUAUUUUGAAUGAAUUUUAAUGCUUUCUUUAUUGUUUAGUGGAACUCAAAGCUGGCAAUGGAUCCCAGUUAUGAUUUGUGAAUAUUGCUUUGUAAGACACCUGUGAUUGAGGAAACUGUAAUGAUAUGCAAUCUUUCUGCUUGUUGGUA